Messenger RNA from Seminavis robusta, 713 nucleotides. The record is from the annotation of a GenBank genome assembly. NCBI's taxonomy places the organism in Eukaryota, Bacillariophyta, Bacillariophyceae, Naviculales, Naviculaceae.
CCGCAAACAAAAUAAUGGGAUCUGAUGAAGAUGGAUCAACCUCUGACAAUGAGAAUGAUCGCCAGAAGUUUCUUCAGAUCUUACAUGAACAGAAUCUACGUACCGCGGAAGGACAACUUCGAAGGCAACGGGGACAGCUUGAAACCGCGGAAGGACAACUUCGAAUGCAAAGGGGACAGCUUGAAACCACAGAAGGAGAAAUCCAGAUCAAACAAGCCAAUGUAGCAUACUACGAGAAGAUGGUGGAUCUUCAGAAGGGAGGGUUUAUUCCGCCUGUGGGUAGUCUCCAGGUUCCACUUGGUCUGAAUGUCUCGUCUUUCCCAACAGCAUCCUCGGGAGAUAUUCCUUCACAUAUUGGCGCCCGCAAACCCGAUACCAAACCAUCAAAGGCGCCACCCAAGCUUGACUCUCCCGAUACUGCAUCAAAGAAACCAGCCACUGAUGAAUCUUCUCAAAAGUCGAGCCAAUCGGCCAGAGCCAAAUCUCCCGAUAUUGGAUCAGAGGAAUCGAAGAAGCCAGCCAAGGAAAGAGACCAAUCUUCCAAUAUGGAAGCAGAGCAAUCGGCUCAUGGCAAACAUAACAGAACUGAGAUUGAAAAACCAGUUCCGGACUUGUUCAUUUAGCCAAACCAAACAUGUGUUCCAAGCACCUUCGACCCAAAUCAAGAGUACCGGUGCGUUCUAUUUUGGCUGGUGCUUCUACAUGAUCCAAAG